Messenger RNA from Astyanax mexicanus (Mexican tetra), 629 nucleotides. RefSeq names its product transmembrane protein 14Ca (gene tmem14ca). Gene Ontology annotation, cellular component: mitochondrial membrane. The transcript has 5 exons. Bases 122 to 445 code for a protein of 107 amino acids. NCBI's taxonomy places the organism in Eukaryota, Metazoa, Chordata, Actinopteri, Characiformes, Acestrorhamphidae. Gene Ontology annotation, biological process: regulation of heme biosynthetic process. The record is from RefSeq and is a predicted model, not a curated record.
UCUGCGUGCGUGAAAUUUCAUUGGUUACUGAGUUUGAGGCUUCAGGACUUGAGUAACGCGCAAGGACGUCUGUAGGGAAAGCUACGCUCGAGCUGAACUACAAUACAGUACAGCCCUCAUCAUGACUGUGGACUGGGCUGGAUAUGGAUAUGCAGCCCUGGUGGCAUCAGGAGGAGUGAUGGGUUAUGUCAAAGCAGGCAGUGUUCCUUCCUUGGCUGCUGGGCUGCUUUUUGGAGGUCUGGCAGGUUUCGGUGCUUAUCAGAUAUCUCAAGACCCUAAAAACAUUUGGGUAUCAUUAGCCACAUCUGGAACACUUGCUGCUAUCAUGGGAAAGAGAUUUUACAACUCUCGGAAGAUAAUGCCUGCGGGUAUAGUGGCUGGUGCAAGUAUCCUGAUGUUGACAAAGAUUGGAAUUGGAUUUCUACAGAAACCGCAAGAGUCAUGAUAAACUGGUGCCAAAAAAACACUGAACUUCACCAAUUCUGUUCACUGAAAGGUUCUGUUUUUUACAGCUUUCUCUCAUUGUUCUAGUGAAACACGACUGUCUCUCUUAUUUUUAAUAAAUAAUAAAAAAAGAAGAAAAAAAAAUAGAUAGAGUUUUCUAUCUGUCAGAGGUACUGUAUUCCUUU